Molecule: messenger RNA, 2102 nt
Organism: Poecilia latipinna (sailfin molly)
Lineage: Eukaryota; Metazoa; Chordata; Actinopteri; Cyprinodontiformes; Poeciliidae
Product: solute carrier family 22 member 4-like
Exons: 7
Coding region: 112-1188 (358 amino acids)
Biological process (GO): transmembrane transport
Cellular component (GO): membrane
Molecular function (GO): transmembrane transporter activity
Source: RefSeq, a predicted model, not a curated record
UAGGUUCCCUUUAAAUGAUCACAUUUCAGAUUAAAUCUGUGUUAACUUCUUUGUUAUCAUUUAUUAGCAUAUAUAAUGCACUCCGUUAGAAAUGGUCAGAACUUAUAAUUUAUGCUAAUAUCAGACACAAUAAAAUGUGUCACAAUCACAGGUUCAGAAAUCCUUGUGGGCUCCAGCAGAAUCCUCUUCUCCAGUCUGGGCCAGCCUUUUGUCUACAGUUUCUCCAUGAUGGUGCUGCCAGGAACCGCAUACCUGGUCAGGAGCUGGAGACACCUGUCGCUCAUCAUGGCUGUGCCUGGCUUGGCUUGCAUCCCCCUCUGGUGGCUGGUUCCGGAGUCUCCUCGCUGGCUGCUGUCUCGUGGCCGCUUGCAAGAGGCCGAGCUCCUGCUUAGGUCAGCGGCUCUGGAGAACCGAGUGGAGGCUCCUCCAGUCAUUUUCCUCCCUCCCAAGGCUGAAAAAGCAGAGGCACAUCAAGCGGAGUCCGUCAGCUUCCUGGACCUACUGAAGACCGCAAAAAUUCGGCAUAUAACGCUGAAGCUGUGGCUAAUUUGGUUUUCCACGAGUGUCAGCUACUUUGGCUUGUCCUUCAGCAUGUCCACUUUGUAUGGCAACCUCUUCCUGAACUACUUCCUGCUCACAGCUGUGGAGCUCCCAGCAUACUUUGCCAGCUGGCUGGCUGCACGCAGCUCUCCUCGCCGUCUUUCGUUCAUCGGUUUCUCCCUGCUGGGGGCGCUGGCGCUGCUCUUCAUCCAAGGCACCAUGAAAAGUUACCCAACUCUUACCAUGUCCCUGGUGCUGUUGGGUAAAUUUGGUGUUCUGGCAGGAAGUGGGGUGGUGUACACCUACACUGGAGAGCUGUCCCCCACGGUCAUCAGAAAUACGGCAAUGUCUUCCUGUGCCAUGUUCUCCAGAGUGGGAUCCUCUGUGUCACCAUAUUUGCUUGAGUUGGCUGAGUUUAACAAGCUCCUACCCUGGAUUACUUUGGGUGUUCUGUCACUUCUCGCUGUUCUUCUCUGCAUCUUCCUGCCAGAAACGUUCCAACAGCCACUUCCUGAUACCAUUGAGCAGAUGCCGGUCACACAGUGGUUUACAUGUCCCUGGGCCUCCAAAACUGCUUUGAAGGAAGAAGAAAUAAUCACUAAGGAGCAGACUCCAUCAAUGGAGAUCAUCUGCACAACUUGUUUAUAAAGCAACCGCUGAUAUCAUAUCUACUAGUACCAAGCUGCAUGGUUUUUUUUAUUUCAGAAAUGCUCCUUGGUAAGUGAAGGAGACUGAACCCAUGCAUCAACAAGACUUCCAUUCAGGAAGAACAGAGUGUUGUGGGACUCAGACACAACCUAAACUCAAAUUGACUUAAGAGUGAGAGACAUGGAAGCACACCGCAGUCUGCUGCAGCAAAUAACUUUGUUUUACUGAAGGACUGAAAGGCUGGAACUGAGAUGAGGAGCAUAAUAUAUACAGUAGUAGAACUGAAAAUGAAAGAACACUAUGAAGAAAUCCUAUGAUGGUUUUCAGACAUAAGUAAUUUCUGAAAAUUCAGUUAGUUAAAUUAUAAAAUUGUUUUGGAAAUUACUGGUGUAUUGGCAGCAAUUUUGUCUUUUUUUUCUUGCACUGCACGUGAACUUGAACAACAUGAACUUGAACAACAGGUAAACAUUUAGCAUUCAGGGUUUUAAUUGUUCAAUGAAGACAAAUAUUCAGUUGUGCAUAUAUCAGGUUUAAUAUUCACAAACCUGACAUAUGCACAAAUAAAGAAUAUGGUAUUUUCGCUGUUCAAUAAACUUGCAUCAUAUUUCUUUUGCAUGUUAUCAUGACGAUAUGGGCGUCAUUUUCCUGUCUAUUACAUCAUCUUACAAAGUGUACAGUGUGUUGAAAAAGUAUUCACACCACUUGAACUUUUUCUAAACUUUCCAUAUGGCAACAACAAACAGCGGUGUAUUUGAGUGGUGAUUGUAUGUGACAGAUGAGCAGAAAUUUGAAUUCAUUUUUAUUCCUGUGUCUUUAGUUGAAUCUAUUCAAAUGCCAAAGUUAUCACGAUGCCAAAGUUAUCACGAUAGCGUCAAAUAUUUCUUAAUGAACAAGGUGAUUUCUUCUGAGUAAUU